AUGUCCAAAUGGUCAGCUCAGGACAGGGAUGAGGGCCUCAAGGAGUUUCCGGAAAUUGUUCCCAGCCAGGGUGUCCACUGGGACCUGAAGCUUGUGCUCAGCAGUGGAGGGGGUGUGGAAGAUGAGGCUCCUCCCAGAAUUGUGCUCCCCACGCCAAAGCCAACCCCAAUGCAGCAGUCUUGGAAUACAUCACUCCAGGCUCUCCUGGAGCAGCUGACACAUCGCAGUAACGCUUCUCCAGAAGUCAGGGUCUGCUGCUUCCAGCGGGGAUGGGAAGGCAAGCCGGGAGCAGCUGAAACGGCCCCUGUCUCCUCCGACUUCACAGACCCAGGGCAGGCGGCCUGCUCGAUGGAGGCCCAUCGAAAGGGCUGUCAAGCGCAGCGCUGCGAUUCCCAGCCGGAGCAGAGAAGGUGGUUUGUUAACGAUGUGGGCCUUACACCCGAAGCCUCUACAGAUACUGCCUACCUGAAACGGACCUUGAGUCAGAUCCUACGAAAACCAGGAGAAGCGCCUGACCGAGAGCACCCUGGAGAGGAGGCAAAAAAAGAUGAGUCACCACUGCUCAGCGGGAAAGCUGCUGGCAUCUCCGUCAGGGAAAGGCAGGGGAAGGAAGAGGCAGCGUGUGAAAGAGGUAGUGGCCCUUCUCCCACUACGUUCUCCAGCCUCUGGAAGGUGCGGCUUCUUGGCUCCCCCCUGGUCUGGGAAAUGGUUCCUGAAGCCCAAGGCUUCCGAGAGAAGGGGAUGGGGAGCAGGGUCACCAGCAGCAGCGCCUGCCCCAGACCCAGCUCCAUUUUAAUUCUGACAGGCAAAGAGUUGACCGGAGACUCCAAGUUAACACCUUUCAUGCCAGAUGGUGACUGGAUCUCCGCUGGCUCCAUGAAGCUCAGAACCAAAAUGGUUUUGAAAAGACCUGAACCAGCGGGUAUCCCGCAAUCCGGAGGGAGCCGGAAGAGGCGGGGUUUCACGCGCCCCGGGACGCCAUCUUGGCUGAGUUGGCCGGAAGUGGCCCUGCGAGCCGGCGUGCGGGCGCGGACUGAGGCUGCGCGGCGGUCGCGCCGCAGGUUCGGCGUUGGGUGCGUUGCGGCAACUGUCCCGAGCCUUUUGCGGUGCCGUCCAGCAGCCGCAAAGCCCCGUCUAUCACCUCUCUUAGUCCUCCUCCUGCCGCCCCAGCCACUGUCCAACCCCUCCGCCGGGGUUGGCGCAGCGGCUUGCACACCCCUCGGCCUGGGUACGCGCUCUGCAUCUGCCUGCCCGAAAACAUGUUGCAGAAAUCCGAGAGCGGGGGGUCUCCCCAUCCCUCAGGCCGAGGGGAAGAAGGAUGGCGGCCAUGACGGUGAGACCUAGGCCCUGACCGCCUCGCAGGAGGAGGCCCCGAGCCCCCUCCUGCAGGAGCGCCCCAGCGACCUUGGCGCUGUCAGGGAGGAGGGGGCUGCGGAGCCUGCCUUCAUCCCGAAAGGCGGGAGUCUUGCCUGGCGCAGGGCCUGCCGCCGUCUGGAUCGGACGGUGUCCGAGUUGGUGCAGUUCCUGCUCGUGAAGGACAAGAAGAAGAGUCCCAUUACUCGUUCCAAGGUAGUGAAAUACGUUAUCGGACACUUGAAGAAUCUGUUCCCCGAAAUCAUCGCAAGGGCCGCAGAGCAUCUGCGGUAUGUGUUUGGUUUCGAGCUGAAACAGCUUGGCUGCAGGCACCACACUUACAUCUUGAUCAACAAACUAAAACCUCUUGAGGAGGAGGAGGAGGAUCUGGGAGGAGAUGGCCCCAGAUUGGGUCUCUUAAUGAUGAUCUUGGGCCUUAUCUACAUGAAAGGUAAUAGCGCCAGGGAGGCUCAGGUCUGGGAGAUGCUGCGUCGGUUGGGGGUGCGUCCCUCAGAGUAUCGCUUCCUCUUUGGGUACCCGAAGAGGCUUAUUGUGGAAGAUUUCGUGCAGCAGCGAUACCUCAGUUACAGGCGGGUGCCUCGCACCAAUCCACCGGAUGAAUUCUCUUGGGGUUCCCGAAGCCUGGAAACCAGCAAGAUGAAAGUCCUGGGGUUUGUGGCCAAGCUCCUUAAGAAAGAACCGCAGAGCUGGCCAGUGCAGUACCGUGAGGCCCUGGCAGAUGAGGCCAAUAUGAGGGCUAGGGCUAGGGCCAGUGCUAGGGCCGGCAUCCGCCCCUGGUAAGGGCUAGUGGAAAGGUGGCCAGCAGGGUCCCCAUAGGUAUGGAAGCUGCUGUCUGAGUUAUAAGUAGUAUAGGUGGGGGGAGGGUCGUUCUUUCUGUAGACGUCUAAUUUGUGUAACUAGGAUUUAGAUUUUGUAUCUUGCUACGUUUUGUUAAAUUUAAUAUACUGUUAAGUUGGUAUUUAUAAAUGAGAUUGGUUUACUUUUUCCUGUAGGAUUUUGUUGUAGAGUUUUGCUGAUUUUGUGAAAUGGAUUGAAAAACUUGACACUCUGUGAUCUUGAAAUUAUGCAGCAUUGUAAUGCUGCAGUUUAAUGGUUUGAAGGAACUCAGCAGUAUGAUGAUCAGGUACCAGGAAAAAAAUAGCUGGUUGGUGCCUAGCUUCCCAACACUUUUUGUCUAUUGUAUAAAGAAAACAGACUGACAUGUACCUCUAUUUUCUUAGCUAUUAUAAUAUCUAGAGAAAAAUAAAAAUGCAAUAAAUUAGAAGUAUA
Ceratotherium simum simum (southern white rhinoceros) is the source of this 2643-nucleotide messenger RNA. Lineage: Eukaryota; Metazoa; Chordata; Mammalia; Perissodactyla; Rhinocerotidae. The record is from RefSeq and is a predicted model, not a curated record.